Molecule: messenger RNA, 1653 nt
Organism: Neoarthrinium moseri
Lineage: Eukaryota; Fungi; Ascomycota; Sordariomycetes; Amphisphaeriales; Apiosporaceae
Exons: 2
Coding region: 1-1653 (550 amino acids)
Biological process (GO): amino acid transmembrane transport
Cellular component (GO): membrane
Molecular function (GO): amino acid transmembrane transporter activity
Source: RefSeq, a predicted model, not a curated record
AUGGAGAAAAAAAUCACCAAGCCAUCUGCCGACCCGGCAGUGGAAGAGAAGGGACAUUUGGAGCAGCCCGAGGGCUCGAUCAGAGCCGUCGGCAUUGUUCAAGAUGCCCACCACCACUUCGAGGAACUCGGCGAGCUCAAGCAGGGGCUUCAGCAGCGACACAUUCAGAUGAUAGCGCUUGCGGGGGCGAUUGGGACCGGGCUCUUCUUGGGCUCAGGAAUCGCACUGGCCAAAGGCGGCCCAUUGGGAGCCUUCUUGGGAUACACCAUCACUGGCGUUCUCGCGUCGAGCGUUGCCCUCGCUGUUGGAGAAAUGGGCGCCCUUGCUCCGUUGAGUGGCGGUAUCGUGCGCUACGCCGAGCUGUUCGUGGAUCCCGCCCUCUCGUUCGCAGUGGGGUGGAAUAUCGUCUAUUUCUACCUUGUCUCCAUCCCCAACGAGAUUGUCGCUACAGCGGCCUUGAUCGAGUUCUGGGUCUCGACCAACAAUGCCAUUUGGAUCACAAUUUUCUCUCUCUUAGUCGUUGUCUCGUGCUCCCUCUUCGUGAGAGUGUACGGCGAGCUCGAGUUUACCUUCUCAAUGCUGAAGAUCCUCCUCAUAGUCUUCAUCAACAUCCUUGCGCUCGUUGUAACUUGUGGGGGUGGCCCUAGUGGCAGCGCAAUUGGGUUCAAAUACUGGCAUACGCCCGGUCUUUUUGUGCAAUACCUUGGUGUUCCCGGAGCUUUGGGUCGGUUUAUGGGAUUCUGGUCAACUUUCAGCAGCGCCGUAUACUCGUACUCUGGUAUCGAGAACAUUACCAUGGCCGCGUCCGAGAUCGACUAUCCCAGACGGGCGAUUCCUCAAGCGGCAAAGCGCAUAUUCGUGCGAAUCAUCCUCUUCUAUGUUGUGUCCAUCUUCAUGGUGACACUCGUCGUGGCUUCGAACGAUCCAUCCCUGCUCGGUGCAUCAAGUACGUCGGCUUCACCUUUCGUCAUUGCUGCGAAUAAUGCAGGUAUCAAGGUCGUCCCGUCGAUCAUCAAUGCCAUAGUCAUUACCUCUGCAUGGUCCUCAGCCAAUGCGGGCAUGUUGGUAGGCACACGUGCGCUAUACGGCAUGGCGAAAGAAGGCCGCGCCCCCAAGAUUUUCGCGCGGCUGAAUCGGUACAGCAUCCCCUACGUUGCCGUCACGCUGUUCUCAGUCUUCUUGGCCCUGGGCUAUCUCACACUGUCUGACUCUGCUUCCGUUGUCUUCUCAUGGCUCAUCAAUCUGAUCGCCGUGGGGGCUCUGGUCAACUGGUCUGUCAUUCUUAUCACGUAUCUACGUUUUCAGUACGGCUGCAAAGCGCAGAGCAUCGAUCGACAUGAACUCCCUUGGGCCGCGCCUUUCCAACCUUACUUGAGUUGGGUUUCCCUGUCUGUGUUCAUCCUGCUGCUUCUGACCUCUGGGUACACCGUUUUCAUCAACGGCCACUGGAGCGCCCAGACAUUCGUCUCGUCAUAUAUCAACAUACCUAUUAUCCUUGCGCUCUACUUCGGAUAUAAAUUGACGAGGCGGACGAAGGUGAUCUCUUUGGGAGAAAUCCCUAUCCGCACCUUCAUUCAGAUAGCCAACGACAACCCGGAGCCUCCCGCCAAGCCGAAGCAGGGUCUGAGACGUCUGAAUAUACUCUGGUCCUAG